Toxotes jaculatrix (banded archerfish) is the source of this 3145-nucleotide messenger RNA. RefSeq names its product pyruvate dehydrogenase phosphatase catalytic subunit 1 (gene pdp1). Gene Ontology annotation, molecular function: cation binding; protein serine/threonine phosphatase activity. Gene Ontology annotation, biological process: protein dephosphorylation. The transcript has 9 exons. The coding region runs from base 148 to 1725 and encodes 525 amino acids. The record is from RefSeq and is a predicted model, not a curated record. NCBI's taxonomy places the organism in Eukaryota, Metazoa, Chordata, Actinopteri, Toxotidae.
GUUGGCGAUUCGGCUCUCCGGAAUGACACGGACCGGAGCAGCGGUGUCAGAUAUGAGCUCCAGUAACUUAUUUGCGUCCGCUGGUUAAGGUGUAAAUACAUCUGUGGUGCGCUGUUGUGUCUGUGUGGCUUCAGUGCACCGUCAGCCAUGCCUGUGACAUCUCAGCUACUCAGGGGUUUGCCCCGCACCAAGGUCUUGGCCUCCAGUCUGUUACCAUGCCAACAACACCAGUCCCAUUUAGCACCCGUGGCUCACCGACCUGCCUCAAGGCGGCUGUCCCACAUGUGGCAGAGUCACCAGCCCUCAAGAAGUUACCAGACAUCCUCAUUGCUCCGCAGCUACAUCCUCACGCCUCCACAGGUCAACUCUAUUCUCAAAGCCAACGAGUACAGCUUCAAGGUGCCAGAGUUUGAUGGAAAGAAUGUGUCAUCGGUGAUGGGUUUCGAGAGUAAUCAGCUGCCAGCCAACGCCCCUAUAGAGGACCGUCGCAGUGCAGCCACAUGCCUGCAGACACGAGGAAUGCUGCUGGGUGUGUUUGAUGGCCAUGCUGGUUGCGCCUGUGCUCAGGCGCUGAGCGAGAGGUUGUUUUACUACAUAGCGGUGUCUCUCCUGCCCCACAACACACUGUGCGAGCUCGAGGCAGCAGUAGAGUCCGGCAGGGCCCUCAGUCCCAUCCUGCAGUGGCACAAACACCCCAAUGACUACUUCAGCAGGGAGGCGCAGAUGCUCUACUUCAACAGCCUCCGAACCUACUGGCAGGAAUUAAUAGAUCUCACCAGCCCAGGCGAGGUUCCAGACACCCGCGAGGCAUUGUUGAGUGCCUUCAAGAGGCUGGACAAUGACAUUUCUCUGGAAGCUCAGGUUGGAGACCCGAAUGCUUUCCUGCACUACUGGGUUCUGAGAGUGGCCUUUUCUGGAGCAACGGCUUGUGUGGCUCACAUCGACGGAUCAGACCUGUUUAUAGCCAAUGCAGGAGAUGCUCGGGCAGUGUUGGGGGUGCAGGAGGAGGAUGGUUCAUUCAGCGCUCACACACUCUCCAAUGACCACAACGCCCAAAACGAGGAUGAGGUGGCUCGGAUACGUGGUGAACACCCUCCAUCAGAGAGAAAGACAGUUAUACGACAGGACCGGUUGCUCGGCCUCCUCAUGCCUUUCCGUGCAUUCGGGGAUGUAAAGUUCAAGUGGAGUAUUGAACUGCAGAAGCGUGUGUUGGAGUCUGGACCUGAUCAGCUCCAUGAAAACGAACACACCAAGUUUAUCCCCCCCAACUAUCACACACCACCCUACCUGACCGCUGAGCCUGAGAUCACGUACCACAAACUGCGGCCACAGGAUCGCUUCCUGGUGAUUGGCUCUGAUGGACUCUGGGAGACCCUCCACAGGCAGGAAGUGGUUCGUAUUGUGGGGGAGUAUAUUACAGGGGUGCACCAGCGUCAGCCGCUUAAAGUCGGAGGCUACAGGGUCACUUUGGGACAGAUGCAGGGGCUUCUGGAAGAGAGGAAGGCUCGCAUGUCUUCGGCUUUCGAGGAUCAGAACGUGGCGACCCACCUGAUGCGUCACGCGGUGGGAAAUAACGAGUUUGGCACAGUGGACCACGAGAGGCUGUCUAAGAUGCUGUCGCUGCCCGAGGAGCUGGCUCGCAUGUACCGCGAUGACAUCACCAUCAUCAUCACUCAGUUCAACCCUCAUGUGAUUGGAGCACAGAGACAGGAAGGGCAGUCCUGAGCUGCUCAGAAGUCAUUCACUGGUGUCACACUGACAAGUACACACACGUCUUUAAAUAUGUACAACAGAUCUAUACAAAAGCACACUGUGGACAAACAUAAGGCCAUACUAAGACAAUUCUCAAUGAAUUUGUUUUAACUCUAUUUAUGUACAGAAUUUGUAUGUUUUUAUGCAGUGCUACAGGUGAUCCGGUUUCUUAUGAAGCUAAAAAUCUCUCUCUAAAAACUGGAUCAGAGUCUCUUAUAUAACAAGUUAUUUAUGAUGUUCUCUGGUAACGGUUUCAUACAUACUUAUUUCUGAGGCUGAGAAGACGCUGUUACUAACUGGUUCUUGUGCCAAACGAUUUGACAAACUCGUUCCCUGUAAGACUCAGCUGGGUUGAAAUUGUAGAUAUUCCAAAGAGGGUGAAGGUGAAGUUAAGAGGCCUUGCAGCACUGACCCAACCUGUUUUUUUUUUUUGGUUUUUUUUUCCUGAUAUGGACUCUUAACUGGUCUGUGCCAUGAUAACAGAACACUCUCUUUUUCUGUUGUCUCCAUCUUUUUUACUUUGUUUGUUCCUUCAUCUGAGGGACGUCUGCUGUUACAUUUAUUUUUACUCCUUUGUGUGUAUGAGAUGUUCUUAGUACUGUCCAAACAUACUUGUUUUGUUCAGUGUUUACUCUGCAGUGAGUGUUUGGAUGAUUGUGUGUACUCCAGCAAACUGGAUUUCAAGUGAAACAGUGACUGUCAAGCCAAAAUGCUGGGAACCACUGAGCUAGAGCUUGUUUUCAUUUCAAACCCAGUGCUGGAGUAUGAAGCAAAAACAAAACUGUCCAAAUAUUUACAGUAUUUUUAACAAGUUAUGAACUCCACCACCACAGGUAGACUGAUAUGUACCAGGCUUUUCUCUGAUACUAUCAUUUCAUUUUUGUGGUACUUUUUCUGCCAAAAGAAGUUAGAGUGAAGUUUUUUUCCAUUCAGUGGUAAAUUUAAUGUCAGCCUGUGUGUUGGUGAACGUCUAAGCAAGCACACUAACUGAGCUUUACCACAGUCAGUCUGCUUCUUCUUUUCCAAGCUUUGUUGGGUUUAAAGGGAUGCAUGUUUAUGUGUUUUUUAUGUCUUUUUUUCUGACAGGUCAUUAGCAGUGUGGAUACCAGUUUCUUACACAUUUUAUUAUUUGUGACAGCAAAGUAGAAGCAGACCUCUCUCCUGAUACUCUCCAGUUAAACACUUUUCACAGGGAUGUGAAUAUUUAAACUGUAUUUAAGCCCAAAUAAAUGAGCAUGAAUGUACAUUUGAAACAAGCUGUUUGAAUAUUAUUAGGUUAUUUAUUCAGCUUAAGCAUUAUGUUACACGUUUAUCCGCAGCUGUAUGUAUAAAUUGUAACUUAUGUGGAUUAAGUUUUGUAUAUGGAAUGGUUUAAUAAAAUACUGAAUACACA